Molecule: messenger RNA, 972 nt
Organism: Homalodisca vitripennis (glassy-winged sharpshooter)
Lineage: Eukaryota; Metazoa; Arthropoda; Insecta; Hemiptera; Cicadellidae
Product: BICD family-like cargo adapter 1
Exons: 1
Coding region: 1-972 (323 amino acids)
Source: RefSeq, a predicted model, not a curated record
AUGGCGGAGUCUGUCUCACAGGACCUCCCUCAAACUAAACCCCAUAUAAACAGCAACUCUGAACUUAACCCCUUAAGCAACUCACUCCAAGAACUCGAAAAAAGUCUGACAGAAUGUGACACACAGAGUAGCGAGGAAAGCUUGAUAGUAGCCGCCAAAAUCGGAUCCGCUUUACUCCAGGAAAACAACUACUUAAAAAAUGAAAAUCGUAGACUCCAAGACAAACUGAAUAGUCUAGAAGCCAAAGUAGAGGAGUUAGAAAACUGCGAAGGAAAGUAUGUCGCACAUAUGGAAAGGCUCCAAGAAAAGAUAUCCGAGCUCGAAGCACAGUUGACCAAGGAAAAACUGUAUGUGGUUGAAGCACAAACUAUUUUUGAGGACCAUGACGGGAAACAGAUCGAACUUAUUAAAGACUAUGAAAAUAAGAUUGAAGAAUUAGAGAGUAAAAUUAUGACAUUGCAGCAACAGACACCUGAAAAAACUGACAGGAGGCUCAGGACUACAGGAACUCAAACAUUGGCCCCUGACUAUCAAACAAAUAAUACCUUCCCCUCAGUUCUCUUGGAAAUCGGACUCUUAAAAAACAGCCAUAAUGCCAUGGAAGAAAAGUUUAAAAGUCUGGAAGCAAUAAUAAACACCUCCACCCAAACCUCCAUAGAAGUCACCCCUCCACCUGCACCACAAUCCUUGUCAGUGAACUCAGAGAUGCUAAUCCUUAAGAGGAGGCAAGACCAACUGGAGCAACAAAUAUCAGCACUUCUAGACAACACUCACCUUCAUCUAAAUGAGUCUGGAAGAAUCCUACCUACUAACUUUAUAGCAUCUAAAUCUACUCAACAAUGUAAACAUAAAGAUGAUCCUCUAGAUUCUACCCUGAAUAAGUCUACCUCAGGGAACAAAAGGAAAUCAGGAGUUAGACGGGACGCAAAGGGAAAGAACCUAUUUAGUGUCUCUCCAAGCUCAAAAAUAUAA